Ochotona princeps (American pika) is the source of this 942-nucleotide messenger RNA. RefSeq names its product olfactory receptor 5K1. Gene Ontology annotation, cellular component: membrane. Gene Ontology annotation, molecular function: odorant binding; olfactory receptor activity; G protein-coupled receptor activity. Gene Ontology annotation, biological process: sensory perception of smell; G protein-coupled receptor signaling pathway. The transcript has a single exon. Bases 1 to 942 code for a protein of 313 amino acids. Lineage: Eukaryota; Metazoa; Chordata; Mammalia; Lagomorpha; Ochotonidae. The record is from RefSeq and is a predicted model, not a curated record.
AUGCCUGAAGAAAACUAUACCAUGAAAAAUGAGUUUAUCCUCACAGGAUUUAAAGAUCACCCAGAGCUGACAACUCCGCUGUUUGUGGUGUUCUUUGUCAUCUAUCUGAUCACCAUGGUGGGCAAUCUUAGUCUGCUGUUACUCAUCUCAAAGGAGCAGUGUCUUCAUACACCCAUGUACAUCUUUCUGGGCAGCCUGGCUCUUGUGGAUUCCUGCUGUGCCUCUGCAAUCACUCCAAAGAUGUUGAAGAAUUUCAUUUCCAAGAACACAAUGAUAUCCCUUUAUGAAUGUAUGGCACAAUUUUAUUUUCUUUGCACUGUUGAAACUGCGGACUGCUUUCUACUGGCCGCGAUGGCCUAUGACCGCUAUGUAGCCAUAUGCAAUCCACUACAGUACCACACCAGGAUGUCAAAGAAACUUUGCAUUCAGAUGACCAUAGGUGCCUUCAUAGCUGGAAACUUACAUUCUAUGAUUCACGUAGGGCUUCUAUUUAGGUUAGCAUUCUGUGCAUCUAAUCACGUUAACCACUUUUAUUGUGAUAUCAUUCCUUUGUACAGGCUCUCCUGUGUGGAUCCCUAUAUCAAUGAACUGGUGUUAUUCAUCUUUUCAGGCUCAAUUCAGGUCUUCACAAUAGGUAGUGUCUUAAUUUCGUACCUCUUCAUUCUUUGCACUAUUGUCAAAAUGAAAUCUAAAGAGGGAAGGCUCAAAGCCUUUUCCACUUGUGCUUCGCACUUUUUGUCUGUUUCAUUGUUCUAUGGCUCUCUUUUCUUCAUGUACAUUAGGCCCAAUUUGCUUGAAGAAGGAGACAAAGAUAUACCAGCAGGUGUUUUGUUUACAAUAAUUGUUCCCUUACUAAAUCCUUUCAUUUACAGCUUAAGAAAUAAGGAAGUAAUAAGUGCCUUGAGAAAAAUUCUGAUAAAAAAUAAUCUCAAAAAAGUUUGA